UAAACGUUGCUAUCGCUGCACGUCAACGUUGCGACGGCCGGCGUAGAAUUCAAUCGUUAACUCAGCUUACUUUACUGGAAAAGUUGAAACUGCUCACAAUGGAUAUUGAAAAGUUGAUUCUUUGUGUAAAAAAGUAUCCAAUGUUGUAUGAUGUUGAUCAUGCUGAAUAUAAGUCUCUUAGAAAGAAGGAUCAGAUCUGGGAUAUAAUUGGGGAGGAGCUCGAUGAAAAUGGAGAAGACUUAAAAAAGAAAUGGAAGAAUCUUCGAGAUUGCUAUGCAAGAUACAUCCGAAGCUGGGAGAUAGAAGCCAGCAAUGCAGCACCAAAUACAACUCGGUAUUACAAAUUCUGGCCCUGGGCAAAACAAAUGGAAAUAUUCAAACCAUAUCUAAAAUUUGCUCAAAUAAAUACUAAAACUGGCUUUCACGAUAACAACAGUAGUGAUCCAACAUCUACCCUACGCCUGCAACUUCCAUCAUCACCCAAAAAUACAUCUGAAUCAUUUUCAUUUGACCAACAGAAAACACUACAAGAAGAUGUAGUAAGUCCUCAUAGAUCGCCUAUGACAAGGAAAAGAAAACGUGCACGUGACCAAGAUAGUUCAGCUAAUAAGGUCAUAAAAUAUCUUAAAGAGAAAAAACAAUCGAAAACUGCAGUUCAUUGUAAAGAUCUGAAUGCCACUGAGUUAAUGUUCUUAGGUUUGGCAAAAACUAUCACAACAUUUUCGGCCCGCAGACAAGCAUCAGUUAAAAUGAGAAUAGCUAAUAUGGUAUUGGAAGAAGAACUCUUUGAUAGGGAGGAAAAAGACGAAAGUGAACUUCAAUCAAUAUUAGCAAUAAACGAAGAUGGGGAAGAUCGAAAGAUAUUUAAGGAUGAAUCUAUUAUUGGAUCUUAAAAAACUCUAUGAAUAGAUAUGUUCUUAUGUGUAUAUUUGUAUAUUUAAUUUAUUCUAUGAAAUUAAGAAAUUGAUGAAUAUAAAAACCCAAAUACUCAAAUAGAAGAGGAUUUUUAUAAAUUUGUAUAUUUUUUUCCCGUCAACUCUCUUUUUUAAUUGUUAAACCUUUAGAUUGAUAUUUAAAUCCACCACAACUUUUGCCGACCUUUCAUUUAUUAGAAACUUUGAGUUAAUUACUCGGUUUCCCUUUUUUCGUUUUCUUGAACCGAUAUUGUAUACCUUAACCUUAAACGAAAUUAUUAUUAUUAUAAUUUAUUAACAUAAAAUUAAAAUGUACAUAUUAAUGCAUAAAUGAGCACUAGCUGCUUAGAGCUUCUGGAAUUUAAGUGAAAAAAAAAUUUAAGUUAAAUUACUGUACAAUAUUAUAAU
This is a messenger RNA of Eupeodes corollae, 1322 nucleotides long. Its product is annotated as transcription factor Adf-1-like. The record is from RefSeq and is a predicted model, not a curated record. Gene Ontology annotation, cellular component: transcription regulator complex; nucleus. Bases 99 to 893 code for a protein of 264 amino acids. The transcript is spliced from 2 exons. NCBI's taxonomy places the organism in Eukaryota, Metazoa, Arthropoda, Insecta, Diptera, Syrphidae. Gene Ontology annotation, biological process: regulation of transcription by RNA polymerase II.